AUGUCCUCGUUCAAUACAACACCCCUCAAGACCCUUUCUCCAAUACCCUCGUCAGCAAGCUCCAAAUGUCAUCAUCAUCGGCAGCUCUCAAAAAGCGCUCAAACUCUUUCGUCACCUCAAGCUAUACAUCUAAGCCAUAGUUUUAACGUCAUUUACAACGAGCAACAACAAAUAACACCAUCCUUUCAGAAUAUCCAUUCCGAGCCAAUCAUACGACAACAACCUUCCUUUAUCAGAAGUCCAAUGAUCAUACACAAUCUCACCCAUCCACCAAGGCGCAAUUCCUCUUAUAAUAAUAGUAAUAACAAUCAUUAUUUAUUUAAUAUCCCUCAACCUCGCCAUGAAUCACCAUCUCAUCUCAAUAAUCAUGAAAGUCCAAAUACCCAAUUCUUAAUGAGUGGUAGAGGAGGAGGAGGUUUUCUUCAUGGCGAAGAAGAUGAAUUGCCACAACAUUUCUCAUGGACUCAUUCUCCCCAAAGAGGCUCAAAAGAAAAUAUUUCAAGUCUUUCGUCCGCCAUUACAACGCAAACCCAACCGCAGAGAGUCUUUACAGUAAACCGAAUCUUCUCAGAAUUACCUCUUCCUCAGUAUCAGGAAUCAUCCAGUACCACAACAGCCUUAUCAUCAUCACUACCUCUACCCCCACCACCUUAUUCAGAGUAUCCAUUGUUUCAACCGACAACAACUAGUGCAGCGGAAAUGCCCUUGAACCAUCAUCACCAGGUGUUGAAAACGAAAGCCUUAGAUCGAGCAUCUUCCAGCUCAUCGUUGAUGAAUACUUCGCCUCGAGGAAAAGUCUAUACCCACUUGUGUCUUAUGAUGAAUGAUUUGGAGCAAUAUUAUCAAUCCUCCCCAACAACUCCUAAACGAAUUGCCUUUCAUGAAGAAUUUGUUCAAAACUCCCAAGACAACCAAAUUCCAAAAUUGGACAACCAGAUGAUUUUAGAUCCACCUCCUUACGAAGAAGCAAAUCGAACCUUUGCUCAUGUUUCCCCUCAUCAAUUGGAUUUGCAAACAAAAUCAAGAAACCUCUCCUCUCCGAAAACUCCAACUAACAAUCCACUGGUUAAGUCUUCUCCAUCACUCAUGAAUUAUCAACAUGCUUCAGAUUUCGAAAAGACGGAUCUUCCUCGGCAACCUAUCAUUGUUGAUCCAGUCCACUCCACAACAAUUCAACAACCUCAAGAACUUCAACAACACAAUGACUUCAAAGCCAUCGACAUUUCCAUUCCUUUGUGUAAGAGCGAGACUCGUGAAACAAAAGUUGUUGACAAAAUGGUAGGAGACAUGUCGUUGGAACAACAAAUUGAUUAUCACACCCAACGACUUAAGGAAUUAAAACAAGCAGCUAAGAAAACGAAAUUAACAGUGCGGAAUCGCUUCAUUCAUCUUUCCCAUUAUUUACUUGCUCUAUUUGAGAUUGUUUUCACCAUAUCCAUUAUCAAUUUUGCUGUUGCAUCUUUUUGGAGGGGAACUUGGGUUUUAAUUGAAACUUAUGUAGUAUUCAAUGAUUCUUCUCCCAUAAGCAGCACUCAAUUAUCAUGGUUUUAUCUAGCUUGCGGAUUAACAAUAUGUUUUUUUGUUCACAUUGGUGGACUAGUUGCCAAGCAAGCCAAUCUGUCGAAAAAGUUGAAAGACGCGUGGAAAAAAUGUGUUAGCAAAAAACCAGACUCAAAGAAAUCAAAUUCGUUUUUCUCCAAAUUUUUAAGUUUGAUUCUCUUAGGCUUGUUGUGGAUUUUCGAAAAAGUUUUUGUUUAUAUCGCAGGAAUUGGAUGUGUGUUUUCCUGGCUUGGAGUUUUCUAUAUUUGGGACAAGUAUGUGUCACCUUACAUGGACAUAUCGUCCAGAGCUCCCAGUGGUUGGAUAGCUCACGGAACAGGCGUUGGCAUUCUAUUACUGUUGACAAGCUUGAGAUCGAUUUUGACCGCCCCAGUACUGUCUCAAAUGGAUCGAAACAUGUCCUUUGUUGGAUUCCCUUUCAUCAAGGUGGGAUUUAAUUACAGCCAAUGUCUUUCCUGA
This is a messenger RNA of Naegleria fowleri, 2019 nucleotides long. RefSeq lists its product as uncharacterized. The record is from RefSeq and is a predicted model, not a curated record. The transcript has 3 exons. NCBI's taxonomy places the organism in Eukaryota, Heterolobosea, Eutetramitea, Acrasida, Naegleriidae. The coding region runs from base 1 to 2019 and encodes 672 amino acids.